Molecule: messenger RNA, 790 nt
Organism: Solanum tuberosum (potato)
Lineage: Eukaryota; Viridiplantae; Streptophyta; Magnoliopsida; Solanales; Solanaceae
Product: probable peroxygenase 5
Exons: 7
Coding region: 80-676 (198 amino acids)
Molecular function (GO): calcium ion binding; monooxygenase activity
Source: RefSeq, a predicted model, not a curated record
UCUUCCAUAUUCUUAUUGCUCUCUUCUAUAUCUUCUUUUCUCUAUUCAUUAUUUUAUUCUAAUAACCAAACUUUUAAAUAUGGCUUCCUGCAACAACAUUCACCAAGAAGGAAUUACGAAGAGUGAACCAACUCCUCUACAAAAACAUGUUAUGUUCUUCGAUAUCGAUAACAAUGGAAUUAUUUACCCUUGGGAAACUUAUCAAGGUUUUCGAAAAAUAGGAAGUAAUAUUUUUCUUUCCAUUUUUGCCUCUUUUUUCAUUAAUUUUGGCCUCAGCCGAAAAACUCGACCGGGAAAAGGGCCUUCUUUACUCUUUCCUAUUGAAGUGAAAAACAUCAAACUUGCCAAACAUACCAGUGAUAGUGGGGUCUACGAUAGUGAAGGAAGGUUUGUUCAAGAAAAAUUCGAAGAGAUAUUCAACAAACAUGCACGUUCAAAUGGAAACGCCUUAACAGCCCAAGAAUUGGAUGAUAUGCUUAAGGCAAACAAGCAACCAAAGGACUCUAAGGGACAUGUUGCUGCUCUGUCAGAGUGGAAGAUUCUAUAUUUUCUUUGCAAAGAUAAGGAUGGAUUACUGAAAAAAGAUAUAGUUAGAGGUGUUUAUGAUGGUAGCCUAUUUGAACAAAUGGCCAAGGAGCAACAAGCCAAGAAGAAAAAAUUUAUAUCAAGUUCAUAAAAAUGGAUGUAAUGCUAGCCACUAUGUAUAGUAAGUACAUUUGUUAUGUAUGGAGUGAUAUCUUGUGGCUUUUCUCUUAUUUGUAAUUUGUGAAGUAUUAUUUCUUUGUAAUGA